Molecule: messenger RNA, 4019 nt
Organism: Apus apus (common swift)
Lineage: Eukaryota; Metazoa; Chordata; Aves; Apodiformes; Apodidae
Gene: OCRL
Product: OCRL inositol polyphosphate-5-phosphatase
Exons: 24
Coding region: 40-2745 (901 amino acids)
Biological process (GO): phosphatidylinositol dephosphorylation; signal transduction
Cellular component (GO): membrane; cytoplasm
Molecular function (GO): inositol phosphate phosphatase activity; phosphatidylinositol-4,5-bisphosphate 5-phosphatase activity
Source: RefSeq, a predicted model, not a curated record
GGGAGCAGCGCGGAGUCCCCGGGAGACCGAGGCGCCGCCAUGGAGCCGCCCGCCGCCGCCUGGGGCCUGCUCAGCGUUACCGGCGUGGAGGUGCGGGCCGGGCAGCGGGUGCCGUGCGCGCUCAGCCUGGGCCGGCGGAACGGCCGCUACGGGGUAGUUAUCCAUUCACAGAAGAAAGAAAACUCUGAUCCGGAGUACGUUCCCAUCAACAGCCGCUUUAAAUGUGUCCAAGAGGCAGAGGAGACUCUCCUGAUUGAUAUAGCCACAAGCACAGGCUGCAAGGUCCGGCUGCAAGGGGACGGGACGGCCGAGCGGCUCUUUGAGAUCCCCGACGAGGAGCGGUGCCUGGCGUUCCUUUCGGAAGUGCAGAGCAUUCAGGAAGCCCACCUGAAAGCUUCUCUUCUGGAGCAGAAGGACUCAGCCAGCUGGCACCAGGUGGAGAGGAAGCUCCCAGCUCUGUCACAGGCCUCUCCAGGAGCUCUGGGGUUUGAGGAUGACUUCAGCAGUCUAAGCCUGGAAGAGAAAAGAAACAUGCAAAACCACCAAACGGGAUCUCGCCGGGAACCGCCCCCUCCUCCUGUGCCUCAAAGCAGGCAGUUUCACCGAGAAAGAGAAGGAGCAUCAAGAGACCAGUCAAAAGUCACCAACACCAUGCGCAAAAUGUUCCUGCCCAGCACCCAGUCGGGGCAGAGGGAAGGCCUCCUCAAACACCUGCUUACCAAGAGGGAGAAGGCCUAUGUCAACCUCCACAACUUCAGGUUCUUUGUGGGCACGUGGAACGUGAACGGGCAGUCCCCAGACAGCAGCUUGGAGCCCUGGCUGGUGUGUGACACUGAGCCCCCAGACUUCUACUGCAUCGGGUUCCAGGAGCUGGACCUCAGCACGGAGGCUUUUUUCUACUUUGAUUCUGCAAAGGAGCAGGAAUGGCUGGUUGCUGUGGAGAAGGCCCUGCACCCUCAGGCCAAGUAUAAGAAAGUGCAAAUGGUCCGUCUGGUUGGGAUGAUGUUGCUCAUAUUUGCUAAGAAGGAGCAGCUGAGCAGUAUCAGGGAGAUCAUGACGGAUUCUGUGGGCACAGGAAUCAUGGGAAAGAUGGGCAACAAGGGCGGCGUGGCCGUCAGGUUCGUGUUCCACAACACCACCUUCUGCCUGGUCAACUCCCACCUGGCUGCCCACGUGGAGGACUUCGAGCGGCGCAACCAGGACUACAAGGACAUCUGUGCCCGGCUGAGCUUUGUCACCCCCAACGACAGCCUCCCUCAGCUCAGCAUCACCAAACACGAUGUCGUCAUCUGGCUAGGAGACCUGAACUACAGGCUUUGUCUCCCUGAUGCCAGUGAGGUGAAAAGUCUUAUCACCAAGAACGAGCUUCAGAAAUUGCUGACAUAUGACCAGCUGAACAUUCAGCGCACUCAGAAGAAAGCGUUUGUGGAUUUCACCGAGGGAGAGAUUAAAUUCAUCCCCACGUAUAAAUAUGACUCCAAGACAGAUCGCUGGGACUCCAGCGGCAAGUGCCGCGUGCCGGCGUGGUGCGACCGGAUCCUCUGGCGAGGAGGGAACAUCCAUCAGCUCCGGUAUUCCAGCCACAUGGACCUGAAGACAAGUGACCACAAGCCUGUCAGUGCCCUGUUCCGCAUCGGGGUGAAGGUUGUGGAUGAGCAUAAGUAUCGGAAGUUGUUUGAAGACAUUGUUCGUUUAAUGGACAGGAUGGAGAAUGACUUUCUUCCUUCACUGGAGCUGAGCAGGAGAGAGUUUGAGUUUGAGAAUGUGAAGUUCCGUCAGCUGCAGAAGCAGAAGUUCCAGAUCACCAAUAACGGGCAGGUCACCUGUCACUUCUCCUUCAUCCCAAAGCUCAAUGAUAACCACUACUGUAAGCCCUGGCUGCGGGCUGAGCCCUGUGAAGGUUACCUGGAGCCAGAUGAGAGCACAGAGAUCUCACUAGAUGUGUAUGUCAGCAAGGACUCAGUAACCCUUCUGAACUCUGGCGAGGAUAAAAUUGAGGAUAUCCUUGUCCUUCACUUGGACCGAGGGAAGGACUAUUUCCUUACCAUCAGUGGGACCUACCUGCCCAGCUGCUUUGGCACCUCCCUGGAGGCCUUAUGCCGGAUGAGACGGCCGAUCCGAGAAGUUCCAGUCACCAAGCUCAUUGACCUGGGAGAAGACAGCUUCUUAGAAAAGGAGAAAUCCCUUCUGCAGAUGGGCUCCCUGGACACUGGGGAUCCAAGUGAGAUGCCACUGCAGGUGCCAAAGGAGAUCUGGCUAUUGGUCGACCACCUGUUCAAGCAUGGCUGCCACCAGGAGGACCUGUUCCAAACUCCAGGCAUGCAGGAAGAGUUGGAGCAGAUCAUUGACUGCCUGGACACCAGUAUCCCUGAGAAAAUCCCGGGCAGUAACCACUCCGUGGCAGAAGCCCUCCUCAUCUUCCUGGAGGCUCUGCCCGAGCCCGUGGUCUGCUACGAGCUGUACCAGCGGUGCCUGGACUGCUCCCACAGCAGGCGGCUGUGCCGACAGGUGAUUUCCCAGCUGCCUCGUUGCCAUCGCAGCGUCUUUCACUACCUGAUCUCGUUCCUCCGAGAGCUGCUCAAACACUCGGAGGACAACAACGUCGGCGUCGCCAUGAUCGCCGCCUUGUUCUCCAGCCUCCUCCUGCGCCCCCCACCCAACCUGCAGGCCAAGCAGAGCCAGCAGGACCGCCAGCGGGCCAUCGGCUUCCUCUGCAGCUUCCUGCUGGCCGGGGAGGAGGAGUGACCCUGCCGCGGGUCCCGCCCCGGGAGGGGGGCUCUCGGCUCCCCCAGGUGCCGUGUUUACAGGUGGAAGGAAUGCAUUCCCAAAUCCUUCCCAAGGCUGUACCCUGUGCUGCAGAGGACCUGCACGCUCAUUGCACUGCCAUCCACCACGGGAGCCUCCUGCUUUCUCCCGGGGAGCUGGGUGGAUCCAUUGAUACCCAAGCACUGUGCCAGCAGCCCCCUCGUCCCAUCCCAGUGUCACCAGUACCCGACUCAUGCUUCUCUCUCCUUUUCACUCCCAUCCUCCUGGAGCCACUGCGGGGAAGGGUGGAGACUGAGUGCUCUGGUGGGGCCGUGGCACAGAGGGUGCCCUCAGCCUGUGCCCCAUGUCCCUUGUAUGGACUGUGCUGACCAGAGACCCCAGCUCAGCCCCAGGCUGGCACUGGGCGUGUGCCCCUUCUGCCACAUCACUGUGUAAUGGAGGCUGGGCCCUGGCUUUCCUGGGAAGGUUGUCUGGACAUUUGGCCUCUUCCCUGUGCCAGGGCCUUCUCUCCCCUCUCUCAUGUGGCACAGGUCUCUCCCUGUGCUCCAGUCUCCUGCCACCAUCACCUGAGCUCUCCUCUGUCUUUCCCCUGUGACCCAGCUCCCUGCUGGGGCACAGGAUGGUGGGUGACAGGAGGGGCCAGGUCAGGCAGGACAGUGAACUGCCCUCUGCUCCUUCAGGGCUGUCCCUGUGCAUGGUACAGAGCAGGACACAGCUCCUGUCCCCUCCCACCUCUGCUUGCAGAGCUGCAGGUGGGUGACCAGGCAGAGCUGGGGUCAGGGGUCCCUUGGAUGCUGUCCCCUCUCCCCUCCAAGCUGCUACCAGAGGUUACGGACUGGAGAGAGGAGGCAGAAAUCCACCUCGAGACCCAGGAGACCCCCUGUGGGGCAGGUGGGGUGGGUGUUUUUCUGGCAAGGAGGUACUGUAAUGCCAGGGUCACCCACAGCUGAGAGGGGGCACCCCUGGGGGGUGCGAUAGGGAGGCCUGUCCCAUGAAACACUAAGCAGGGUCCUGGCUGGGACUGGGUGGCCUCUGGGUGCCAGAGAUGUGGGGAGGGGGCUGCAGUCCCUGCCCCCCAACGGUGCCUGUGCUCAGCCCAAGGAUGGCCCUGUGGGCCCCAUGUGCUCAGGCUGAGGUGGGGUGGGGGGGGUCCCUACCUUGUGGCUCUUUUUUUUUUUUUUUUUCCUUUAAAAUUUUUAAAUUACAUAAUUUAUUGGGAAACGGUUUGUUCCAAAUAAACCUCUGUUGUGCCA